Messenger RNA from Lethenteron reissneri (Far Eastern brook lamprey), 4741 nucleotides. Its product is annotated as endonuclease domain-containing 1 protein-like. Gene Ontology annotation, molecular function: metal ion binding; hydrolase activity; nucleic acid binding. The record is from RefSeq and is a predicted model, not a curated record. NCBI's taxonomy places the organism in Eukaryota, Metazoa, Chordata, Hyperoartia, Petromyzontiformes, Petromyzontidae.
CAGAAGACAAGCCCCGGAUCCCACACGACUGCUGAUAGGAACACCGACGCUUGAAGAUAAAUGGCGGCACUCCUGCAUCUGCUCACACGUUUGGCUCCGCUGCUGUCACUUGCCGGAGCAAAAGUUGUCGCCGAUUUUGACAACAACUGGUGUGGCAGCUUUUUUUACAAGAGCACUCAGCCACAAAUGCGAGACUGCAACUCAUGCGAUAAGAUCUGCCAGAUCUACAAGGACGUCAACCGAUUUGCUACCCUCUACGACCAUGAAAAACGGAGCCCGAUCUACUCUGCAUACGUCUUCAACGAUCAAAAAUGCGGCACAGCUCCGAAAAGACCUAGCGCUUGGUUCAUUGAGCCACAGUUGAUCAAUAAAUCUUACGAUGCGAACAUGGCACUUCCAAACAGCUACGAAGGUGUCGAGGAUAAGCAGGCGGUGGAUGGUGACUACAAAAACACGGCCUUCGACCGCGGACAUCUCAACCCGAACUUGUAUCAUUGCAAUGAAGGCAGGACGGCCACGUUCACCUUGACAAAUGCCGUCCCAAUGGACGCAUGCUUUAACAGAAUAAAAUGGUACAACUACGAGAAACAUACUAAAGACAUCUUACAAAACAUGUGUCCCUCACCAUCGAAGGCUUAUUUAAUUACUGGUGUUGUUCCUUCCAUGCUCAAAAUCCCUAUAUCACCAGAUGACUGGCUUGAUGAUGAACCCAGAACCUUUGACAGAAUCUCUGUUGCAUUAUAUGUAUGGACUGCAGUUUGCUGUGACCACCUUGACAAAGAUAAAAAGUUUAGUUUUGGAUACUUUGGGGAUAAUUUACCCGAAUUUGAAAUCCAACUAUUAACAAUUGAAGAUCUUGAAAACAAGUUGAAGAGGUAUUAUUCCGACAACAACCUUGAGCUCUUUGCUGGUAAAUGUGAUGGUAAUGUUAAAGUCAGGGAUGACAUUAUACAAAUAAUCAGAUUAAAAAAUAUCGAAACAUAUGCGUCAUCUCUUUCAGCGAUCCAUGAAUCUUUUCCACCAGCUCAACGAGGACUUCCCGAAAAGCGGAAGCGCAUAUGCCGAUCAGGAGAUACUUGUAUUCGCUACUCUCCUUCCUCUUCAAUAGUGACUGUACGGGGUAUCCCAUGCCGAUAUAAUUUCCCCUGUGGCUACCACGGUCAGUCAUAUUUCUGGUGUUACACAGACAGUAAAAACAACUGGGAUUACUGCUGUGCACCAAAUUCAUAUUGCGGGAAGCAUAAAUAUUCGUACAAUUGGUGCUACAUUGACACGAUUGGCAAGAAUUAUGCAAAGUGUGCAGAUUUGGUAGCACUAUAUGAUGAACUGGAAAAACGCGCCCCCCCCUCAUAUUAGUCAAGGAGGGGAUAUUUAACCCCUAAGUUUCAAGCCCUCACAGCCAUAAGUAUUGAUCACGAAUAUCGUUUUUUUUCAGUUUUGACCUGUAUUAGAAAACUAGAUAAGGCAAUUGGCUUUGACUCACCACCAGUCCAUCUGUUAAUCGAGAUAAUGUGACAGUAGAAGGCCAAUCAUAACUACAUUAGCCGUAAAAAUGUCACGUCUCAAGAGCAGUUCCCCCUCUCAUUACAAUGAUAGAAUAAGAAUAUUAUAAGAUCGCAAAAUGAAUCUCCAAACCUAUAUCCCUCCAUCUACGCUUAAGCUUUCGUCCACGUUUUUAAUGGAGUGCAGAUCGUCAGUAACACCAGGGAGAUCGCCGCUUUUCGGAGAUGAGACAUGUUUUAAAUUAUACCGAAGAGUUCAGAUGGUUAGAAUGUGUUGUCCUCCACGGAAAGAAAGUGAAAGUUUGAGGAUAAGGAAAUUGACUGAGAAAGUUAGUUUGAAUAUCAAUAUUUGAAGUUCCUGUAUUUGAUGGAGAGUUUGAUUCCGGUCGAGGAAGAUGGCGAAUCAAGUUUAAAAAGAAUGGCAUAUAGGCAAGCUAGACUUUAUAAUUAGAUUAAGGGUCUCAUAAAGAUUUACAUGUUGGGAAAAACCAACAAAAUCUAAAAGGGCUACAUUCCUUCACAACGAUACAGUUCGUAGAGCCAACAUGAAUAUGAAAAUCACAUAUGAAUUGAAUUCGAUUGUAAGUAGGAUAUGAAAAUUAAAAUAAAUUGGAAAUGCUCUGUAAAAUGUAAAAUAUGGAAUUUUAUUUCGGGGGGCGGGGGGGUAUACAUUAAAAUACUGAUGAAUCGCUAUGCACCUUGAUUUAAGGGCCGAAUCAUGUGAAGGGGUUAAGUUUAAAUCAAGACGAUGGAUUAUAGAAAAGUAGCCACCUCAACCAGAAAACGCGCCUUUUCAACUCUUGCAUAACAAGAUCCGACUACUUGGUUCAGCAGGAAGCAGUCUUCCUAUUAUGUGAUGAUUCAGUCAGACAGAGCAGCUCACAACCUGUGGUCGAGCAACAAUUAAUUGAUUAGUAAGGCCUUGCUGAUUAGUGGACGGAUAUUCCGUGUUAAGGCAUUGCUGUCGAGUGAUUGGCAUAACAUUAUGAAUAAACUAUAAAGAGGUAAGGUCCACUGAACAAUUUAACUCUUAUUCAGAAGCAGCCAGGCCACAAAUGAUAGUUCAAUUAAGUGGUUAAUUACAUGGAAAUGUAUCGCAGCCAAAUUCUCUAAAGCAUGUUUCUAAAUGUGGAAGAAAAAAAACAGAGGACAGUGUCGAAAAAUCCACACGACGAUCGCAAGAGAGAUACGGAAACACUAAAUAUAUGGGCGUAAGGGUAAAGAUCGAACCCAUAACUUUCUGUAUACCUUGUGAGUUAUUUAAGAUCUAGUAGUAAUGCAUCACCACCAUGGUGAGAUGUUAAUAGUAAGGCCUUGCUAGCUAGUGAAUGGACAUUGAGUAGUAAGGCUUUGCCAUCCUGUGAAUGGGUAUUGAGUAGGAAGACCUUGCUUACUUUUGGGCGGACAUUGAGUAAUCAGACCUUGCUGUCCAAUGAACAGAUAUGGAGUAGUAAGACUUUGCUAGCUAGUGACCCGACAUUGUGAAGUAAGGCCUUUGCUGUCCAAUGAACAGACAUUGAGUGGUACGGCCUUGCUAGUUAGUGAACGGAUAUUGAGCAAAGCCACCAUAAACGAUGUUCAGCUCCGUUCCACCCAUGGAAACAUUGCCAGUUGUUUGACUUAAAAUAUAUAUCUGAAAAUUGUAGUAAUUAACUGUCUAGCUGGGUUGAACAGUGCUGCGCUGAUAACUGCUGAUGGUACCAAUGUAGUGUGCAUCAUGUGUAGCUGGGAUAUCGCACACUAAUGUGUACCCUUGUUCCUCCUUCAUGCACUCAUUCAAUUGCUCUGGAAACGUUACGUUAUUAUGGUUAAUGUAGUUGCGAUUUUGCCAUCCGUAAAAUUAUGUCGACUAGCAGACGGGUUCGUGUUGAGUUUAAAUAUACAGUAUAGGCCUUUUUUCAAAAAUGUAUAUUAAGAAUAAUUCUGCCAAUUUGUUUUUAAUAAUCAAACGGGGUGUAGCAAAAAAAAGUGAUACAAAUCUUACUCACACCUCACCCCACUGCCUCUCACAAGCCACACAAGAAGGCAGCUGGAGAUAAGCCAGAAAAUGUAAUAAAACCCCGGGGCAAAGGGAGGUUAGUGACAAUCUGGGAAUCUCCACGGGGCAAAGGACCAUAAGACACGGUCUCCACGCACGUUCUGGACAGUUUCCCAAACAAAUCCUCCAGACCCACUGGCAUCUGGAAAAACAGCCUGGUCUCACAUCGAAACUCGCUGAUACAGACUUCACACCACCCCAGUCGAUUAUCCACGGACGGCGAGAGCCACAGGGCAAACGGACAUUAUUGCAACUGGAGUUUUGUUUUUAACAACGGUCAAAGUUCGAAUCGUAGCGACAAGAAUAAAUCGACAUUAUAGACUGCCAGUACACUCUCAGAUUAAGAACCAGACUGCAAUUUACCUGAGUGGCUUUUAUUAUUACUUAUUUUAUUUUAUCCUUUAUCGCCUCAUAUAUUUUUUAUUAUUACUCUUUGGUUCUUUCAGUAGAGCGGCGUCUGCUUAACUCAAAGAGUUGAGCAAGGUAACCAAACACCCACACACACAUAACACACAUAUCGGGACUAAUAAGAUGACUUCAAAGUUUUCUUUGUCUUCCAAAAAGGGUGGCCAUCCUAAGCUGGUGUGUUAACUAUUAGCUGAUCGUGAAAAGCAUUGCUGCCCAUUGAGUUACGUAGAUACGGUCGUUUAGAAGUAUUUUAGGCAUUCUUUUUGUUAAUUGCCUAAUUGUACCAAAAUAAUUAAUUGAUGAAACUAAACAUUUAUAAACAUCUCCGUUACGAAUCUACACACUCAAAGGGAUACUUCUGUGUUCAAAAAUUAUUUAAUCACAAAAUCUUGCCCGCGAAUUUAUUGAAGCCUUAGCCAAUUGAUAAGCAUUUGCUUGACAAGCAGACACACUUGCCGCACACCAUUCUUCCAGGACAUUUUGUUAAUUGCAAAAUCUUACAAAUGACUUCAUUGAGGUCUGCUUUUGCAUUAGGAACAUGUUUCUUCAUUAUUGUCCUAUGAAUAUUGUCUCAUUAACUUUUAAGGACUUUUUCCUAUCGCCUUAUAUGCUCACUUUACUCUGAGGAAUUAGCCAAUUGUUCUGUUACCCAGUUUAACAAACGUAACCAUUGAGGGUUAAAUGUACGGAUCAAUGAAGACAUCUCCAGGAGUACUGUAUUUACAUUCCUAGCAUAAGCGUUAGCAUAUUAGAGUGUGAUGAUUUUUUGAUAUAUUAAAGUUGCUUAACACAG